CCCGGCUCUUGGAACAAGCGCGCGCGGAGAAGCGAAGUGCUCACAUCGAACUAGUCGCGGUCCUGUCUCGUCGCGCGUUCCUGAUUUCCAUACCAGAGCUGUCUUUCAACUCAACAAUGCGAAUCAACCCUCCUUCUGGUGACAACGAUGAAAGUAAUUAAACCUUCCUGGUUGUUACAUGGUGGGGAGCAGAAAGACUUCGAGGUCUAUAGUUGCCAUGUGUCGCCCGAUGGAAGUAGGCUGGCCACAGCUGCCGGAGAUGGCCAUGUCCGAAUUUGGUCGACCGAAGCUAUCCUCCAGGCUGGAGACGUGAAUUACACCAAGCCGAAGCAGUUAUGCCAUAUGAGCUACCAUUCCGGGACGAUACAUACAGUCAGAUUUUCUCCAAACGGGCGGUGGUUAGCAUCUGGGGCAGACGAUAAGAUCAUUUGCAUAUACACCCUCGAUGCGAAUCCUCCCUCGCACCAGGCCAAUUUUGGAACUACUGAACCCCCUCCUGUGGAAAAUUGGAAGAUCAUGAAGCGUUUGAUUGGGCAUGAUAAUGAUGUUCAAGAUCUUGGCUGGGCUUACGACUCUUCGAUCUUGGUGUCUGUCGGGUUGGACUCGAAGAUUGUGGUUUGGUCAGGACACACGUUCGAGAAGCUGAAGACACUAUCUGUGCAUCAGAGUCACGUCAAGGGCAUCACUUUUGACCCUGCGAACAAGUACUUUGCUACGGCCAGCGACGACCGAACAAUCAAGCUCUUUCGAUUUACCUCACCUCUUCCAAAUGCGACCUCCUACGAUUCGAUAAACAAUUUUGUUCUCGAGCACACCAUUGUUAGUCCCUUCACGUCCUCGCCCCUCACGACGUAUUUCCGAAGAUGUUCUUGGUCACCAGAUGGAAACCACAUUGCAGCAGCGAAUGCGGUGAACGGGCCUGUGAGCUCAGUUGCUAUUAUCAAUCGCGGAGGAUGGGAUAGCGAUAUCAAUCUGAUCGGGCACGAAGGACCUACAGAAGUCUGCACAUUUUCUCCUAGAUUGUUCAGCAAGCAGGAGAUCAGUGCAGAAACUACGGACAACAGCGGCUACAGUACCCAGGCUCUAGUGACAGUCAUUGCUUGCGCUGGACAAGACAAGACUCUGAGUAUUUGGAAUACAAGUUCUUCAAGACCUUUGGUUGUCCUACAGGAUUUGGCCGGAAAGUCAAUUUCAGAUUUGGCUUGGACGCCUGAUGGACUUACUAUCUUCGCGACAAGUUUGGAUGGUAGCAUAAUUGCAUUGGAAUUUGAAAGAGGUGAACUGGGUUUCAUUGCACCAUGGUCAGAAAAUGACAAGGCACUACAAAAGUUUGGCGUCGGUCGCCGAGGUGUGGGUGUCGUAGAAGAUGUCGCUGGACUGCGUCUGGAAGAGAAAAGCAAAGCCGGAGAAUUGCAAAGGACCGAAGGGAGAAUGGGAGCUUUGAUGGGUGAUGUGGGCUCUAACCCCGUCCCAGUAGUGAAUGGAAACGGCUCAGGGACAGGAACAUCAACACCUAUGGUUGGUGUUACCUCUACAGCUCCUGUAGUAACCAAUGGUCGAUCAGCACAAGACUCUCCCGUGCCAGCACCAGCACCAGCUCCUGCAGUUGACCCAAAUGCUGCCAAACUCGAGGCCAUGAAGAGUCGAGUUACCAUUACAAAGGAUGGAAAGAAGCGAGUUGCGCCACUCCUUGUGUCUUCAUCUGGAACUGGUCUUUCAUCUCUCCCCCAAUCACAGCUUGUGGCUGCAAAUUCGAGCAAUGUACAGAAUGAUGCUCCACAAGCGAUACUAGAUCUUUCGAAGCCUUACGAUGGUCUUCCGAGGGGCGGUCUUGCUGCUAUGCUUCUUGGCAAUAAAAGAAAAGCCAUUGCCAUCGAUGGGGAGGAAGAAGAGGAGCAGCCAAAUAAACGGGCAACCCUUGGAUCCGGCCCAGUCUCGAUUAUGGUCAACGGUAUCAAUGGCGUAGAGCCGGCAUCAGCAGCUCCACCAGUGACUGGGUUGGUUCCAACCCCUGAGUUUCUGCGACCAGCCGUAAUCAACCCAGCACUGUCCAUCAGUCAAGUACGGUUAGCUGUCCCAAAAGUCAGGACUCAUAUCUUGAGAUCACUGGAUCGUGGUACCCUACCCCCGAAAAAAUCAUCUGGAACGAACGGCACGAAUGGAGUGGAGGAAUCUGCUAAGGCGACAGAUGAUAUCAUCUUGGAAGCUCAGAACCCUAUAACCGUGAUCGGCCAAGUCAGAGACCCUUCUCGCAUCUCCGCUUCGAAAAGGGGUGCUACUGUUUGGCAUGAUUAUCUUCCCAGAGCAGUCAUACUUGUUACUGGAAACAAGAACUUCUGGGCAGCAGCUUGCGAAGAUGGCAGCAUUUACAGCUGGAGCCCAGCAGGAAGGAGAGUCAUCAACGCUCUUGUUCUAGAAGCACAACCCGUGAUAUUGGAGUGCAGAGGAUGGUGGCUCCUGUGCAUUACUGCGGUGGGAAUGUGCUAUGUGUGGAAUCUGAAGGAUCUUUCUUCGCCCCAUCCGCCGGUAUCUCUUGCUCCCAUCUUGGAGAUUGCAAUGCACUCCCUCGGCGUUCAUACUACGAGCGCCCCUGGAGUAACGUCAGCACAUCUCAACUCGACAGGUCAUAUUAUAGUCACUCUGAGUAACGGUGAUGGAUAUCUCUACUCGCCGAAGAUGUACGUCUGGCAACGACUCUCUGAAGCUUGGUGGGCUGUUGGCAGCCAAUAUUGGAACUCGAACGAUUCGUCCAUUAGCAGUCUUCAGUCUACAGGAGUUGGCCCAGAUACCAAGCGUGAUGGUGAAGUCGAUUCUUCCAACGUCUCUGCUGGGAUCAUUCCUCAUCUCGAGCGGCAUACCACCAACGAGGUUCUUCUCAAAGGCAGAGCAUACACGCUUCAGCGACUCGUCAAGACUCUUCUCUCCAAGGAAGGUUUCGAGGGCUUCGAAUCAGGGGUCAGUAUCGCCCAUUUGGAGAACCGUGUCGCGGCUGCUAUGCAGUUAGACGCCAAGGAGGAGUUCCGGAUCUACCUAUUCAUGUAUGCGAAGCGACUCGGUGCAGAAGGUCUCAAAGCCAAAGUCGAAGAGCUGCUACGCAGUAUCAUGGGUGGAAUCUUACAUGAAGACGAUGACACAGAUCCAGAAACGGAGAGAUUGUGUGGAUGGGAUAGAAAAGAACUACUGAAGGAAGUUGUAUUAAUAUUGGGUAAAUUCCGCGACUUGCAGCGGCUGACUGUGCAAUAUGCAAGAGUCCUUGGAAUGGAUGAUGAUGAAAAUGGGGCAUAAACCGGGAUAGAUAUCUGGUCGAAUCAGAUAUCAAGAUCUGAUCGCAGCUGAUGACCAAGCACUUGCUUGCUUUGGUGGACUGCGAUGUUGACUGGAUUGAUUGAUACAACUUUGCGAUGGCGUUCCGGCUUGGCUAGCAAGAAUUAUUUCUCGUGGAUGGGCUGCUUGAGGUAUGGCUACGAUAUGUGGUAUGCAGCCCGAGCUAGGGCUGGCUUUGCAUGACAGGAGAUGGCGUUGAGGUCCAUUUAUUGCCGACUGGGGAGGAGAGCGACAAUGAAUGUGUAAGUCUACUAUGUUGUAAUCAGAGUUAAAUCGUCGAGCUAGCGAGAGAUCUUGAGACUGAAUAGAGUUACAUGCAUGGAUUGGAAAUGUAUGAAAAUACAUUGUGAU
This is a messenger RNA of Cadophora gregata, 3675 nucleotides long. It is a transcript of the gene HIR1, whose product is annotated as HIR complex subunit. Lineage: Eukaryota; Fungi; Ascomycota; Leotiomycetes; Helotiales; Ploettnerulaceae. The record is from RefSeq and is a predicted model, not a curated record. Gene Ontology annotation, biological process: chromatin remodeling; regulation of DNA-templated transcription; DNA-templated transcription. The transcript has 5 exons. Bases 148 to 3285 code for a protein of 1045 amino acids. Gene Ontology annotation, molecular function: protein binding; nucleosome binding. Gene Ontology annotation, cellular component: HIR complex; nucleus.